AUGGCGAGCGACCCGUUGGAGCCGUCUAUUAGCAACAUUCUCGAGCAGAAAACCCUCAAAUGGAUUUUCGUCGGCGGAAAAGGCGGAGUUGGCAAAACCACUUGCAGGUAGAAUAUGUCGAACUUCUUUUCCAAUAUUUAUGGGACUUUUUUUGUAAUUAGGCUUUAAAUCUCCGGUUUAUGCAGCUCAUUCAAAAAAUCUGAUUUUGGCACAAUAAGGCCCCAAUGGAAAAUUCUGAUUAAAGAAAAAAAAUGAUUUAGUCAACAUCAGACAGUAUUAUUAUGAAACGACACGAUUUCUCUAAAAGUUUGCUCGUAAAAGUUUCUUAAAAAUUUGCCCAAGACUCUUCUAUUUUUGUGAAGAUGGAUAGAAUAGAAGUAUGCGCAGGUCGCAAACUUAUUUCAUGCAAGAGUGUUAAACGAAUUUUCUUAAUGAUUCGAUUCUUGAACUAAAGUGAUUGAUUUCAUCAGAAACAGUUCAAAUAUUCAGCUGCUCAAUCGCCUCGCAACUGGCCAAAGUUCGCGACCGCGUACUUCUCAUUUCGACGGACCCCGCCCAUAACAUCUCCGAUGCUUUUGCCCAAAAAUUCACCAAAUCGCCGACCCUCGUCAACGGGUUCGAAAACCUCUUUGCCAUGGUGAGCGAUGCUUCUUUUUCCGAAUCAAGACUCAAGAAAAUAAGAAAAAAGGAAUAUCUCAUUAAUUUCCGUAUAGGAAAUCGAUUCGAAUCCAGCAACCGACUCAACGGACUUUGCCGACCUGGAAACGAUGUUCCAAAACGCAGCCAACGGAUCCGGGACCGACGGUCUUUCCAUGGGCCGCGACUUUUUGCAGCAAUUUGCCGGCGGCCUUCCUGGCAUUGACGAGGCCAUGAGCUUCAGCGAAAUGAUGAAGUUGGUCUUUUUGGUGUGGUUUAUGAGUCUUUUCUUUAUUAGAGUUUGCCUGAAGAAACUCAGUGACUGA
Molecule: messenger RNA, 962 nt
Organism: Caenorhabditis auriculariae
Lineage: Eukaryota; Metazoa; Nematoda; Chromadorea; Rhabditida; Rhabditidae
Source: the annotation of a GenBank genome assembly